AGACCCAAUAAAUAAAUCGUAUACUAAAUUAUGCAAUCGAUAUGAUUAUGAAUUCACACCAUUUCAAGGAUGUAUGGUUACGUGCUAUUUCCAAUAAUCACCUGAUCAUAGACGUCUGACAAACAUCAUCAGAUCUUUUUAUAGAGCUCCCUAGACUCGUCUCGUCUCAACUCUUGAAGAUAUGCAAUCGUUUGUUGAAGAACUUAAGGAGGAACUCCGAUGUUCCCUGUGUAAUGAUACUUUCACUGAACCAAAUAUCUUGUCUUGUUUCCACACAUUUUGUAAGCCUUGCGUCAAACGACACGCCGAGCAAGUUGACCAAAUCAACAUCUUCAAGUGUCCUCGAUGCAAAUCACAAACUUCUCUAUCAGAACUAAGCAGCGUCGAAGAUCUACAGCCAAGUCUAAUGCAUUCAAGAAUCUUGAAGGCUCUGGCGUUGGUAGAAGGAGAAAAGGCUUGUUCUGCUUCUGAGAGUCAUUCCUACGCUUCUUGGUAUUGUUUUGACUGUGAUCACUCGAUGUGUGAUGAAUGCGAGAAGAGUCAUUCGCUCUUCCUUAAAGAUCACAAGGUCGUUCGCCUGGCGGAUUUGAAGAAAGAAGAUAUUCAGUUCGUAAUCACAAGAGAAAGUCCUUGUACAAGUCACCCUCAGCACAGGCUAGAAUUCUUCUGCGAAGAUUGUGAUGCAAUGAUUUGCUUGACAUGCUUGAGAGAUCACAGGAUUCAUAAGACAAUGUCAUUACAUGAGUUUGCUUCGAUCAAGAAAGCUGAAUUGUCAAAGCAUCUGCAGGUACUAGAGCAGUUGAGAUUAGAUGACAAGGAAAAGCAACAACAAGAAAAGAUUGCUAACRCAAUCAAACAACAAGGAGAAAAGGCAAAAAAAGGAGUCAAAGACAAAACCAAGAAAAUCAUCCAAAUACUACAAGACAACGAACGAGAAUUGCUGAGACAAAUCGAUGAGAAGUUGAACACAGCCACAACAAACUUGAAUAUAAUUCAUCAUAUUCCAGCCGCCAAGGAAUACAUCAAGAAUAUGAUGGAAAGAGGACUGACAAAUGAAAUGAUGAACAUUCAAGAGACACAAUGCUCUCAGAUAUUCAUCUUCAACCAUAUUCCACCAUACUCUAGAAUACAAUAUGUUGCUAAUGCAGAGCUGAUGCGACAAGUGAAUUCAGGGCUGGGAGAAAUACAAACUUGUUUGAAAACAGACCCUACUAAGAGCACUAUUCAGGUGAAAUCUAAGAUAGAAGCUUCAGAGAAUAAAAAGCUGUUAGAAGAAGCCAAUCAUGAUCCAAGGGAUGAUAUCGACGUCCAAAUCAAGCGUGAAGAAAAUGUGAAAAUAGAAAAUAAAUACUUGACAACUGAUGGUAAAGUAGAAGUUGAAUUCAUGUCUACAGUACCUGGUCCGUUGACAGCAGAGGUUCAAGUGAAUSGGAAUCAUGUAUCUAACAGUCCACUAGUGGCGAAUGUCAAGCCACAAGUGAUGAGAACAACAGGACAGUUUAACAUGAAAGGUGUAAAUAGAGAUUCUAGUUUUUUGAGAGGUAUAGCAGUUAAUAGAAGCAAUAACAGGAUCGCUGUUUCAAAAGAUUCUUCUGACUGUGUCCAUGUAUUCACCACCGAUGGAGAUCUCUUACUGACGUUUGUUAGCCAAGAUAGUGCACAGGGACAGUGGCCUGAAGGUUUAGCAUUUCUGAAUGAUAUAGAUUUAGUCAUAGCCGAUUAUGGUAAUCACAGAAUAUGCAUAGUGAACACUACAACAGGGACAUUGGUAAAAACCUUUGGUAACCAAGGUAACGGGGAUGGAGAGUUUUAUUUUCCAUGGGGUGUACACGUUGAUGACGAUGGUAGCAUCAUUGUGUGUGAUGGUGAUAAUCAUCGUGUUCAAGUCUUCACAAGAGACGGUGACCAUCAAUAUCAGUUUGGUUUGACAACACAGGACACGUUUGAUCCAAUUGAUGUGAUAACACAUGAUGGAAUGUUUUACGUCAGUGAUUGUAAUAAUCACGUUAUUCAUGUAUUUGAGAAGAAAGGUAACGUACCGACUAGAAUAUCGACGAUUGGUCGUGAAGGCGGUGCUGAUGGUCAGCUGAAUAGACCAUGGGGUCUGGCUAUUGAUAAUGACUAUUACCUACUGGUGUGUGAUUAUGGUAAUAACCGCGUACAAAAAUUCACAUUGAAUGGUCGUUUUAUAGGAAAGACUUUUGACGUAAUCGAGGACCCUACAUAUAUAACUGUUUUGAAGGAUGGUCAGUUGUUAGUUAGUACGUCGGGUUCUGGUGUCUGGUGUGUAAAGUAGAAUUGACUAUUAUUUUCUGUAUCAUACUUUGAUUGGUUUGACAAAUGGAUACCACAGUGUUUGAAAUGUCCUUAAAUAUGACCAUUUGGAGUUAAAUAUACAUUUUAUAACUAUUUUUAUUAUAUAUCUAGGAUAGUACGCGCGCGCUGAUUGCUCAAAAACUGUGCUUCAAGCUGGUGUCCAUUUCAUUAGAUUUUAACAAUUGUUGCAGUUGCUGUACUCUUUAAACUUACUUCUCCUACAGUCGGCGCCAUUUUGUUGCGCGUCAUAUCGGCGAUGGACAUGUUACACAAAUCGAUUUGCUGAAAAUUCGUUAUCUUGCGUUGCAGCCAUUUUUGAAUUGAAUUUGAAUUUGAAUUUUUGGGUUAGAAGCUAAUCGCUUAAAUAUGGAGAGGGAGUCAUAAGUCAAUUUGGGGUUUUGCUUGCUAUUAAAUUGAAAAUAUGCAUAUAAAUGUAUUUAAAAUAAGCAUUCAUUUUUAUAUUGUUUACUGUAUAAAGAACACAACUUGUCACAGGUGGAACCUCAAAGCCAAAUGUGUUGAAAUAUAAUGUAUAAACUGAGUAUCCUUUGUAAUAAAAACAGUACAAAAAACA
Actinia tenebrosa (Australian red waratah sea anemone) is the source of this 2890-nucleotide messenger RNA. RefSeq lists its product as uncharacterized. NCBI's taxonomy places the organism in Eukaryota, Metazoa, Cnidaria, Anthozoa, Actiniaria, Actiniidae. Gene Ontology annotation, biological process: protein polyubiquitination; proteasome-mediated ubiquitin-dependent protein catabolic process. The record is from RefSeq and is a predicted model, not a curated record. Gene Ontology annotation, molecular function: ubiquitin protein ligase activity; protein binding.